AUAUAUACGCAGAUUCUAAAUCGACGAUAUGCGACGAUAAUGUAGUGACGCAGUUAACGCCGCGUAUGGCGAUAAUGUAGUGACGCAUUUAACGCCGCGCCACCCCUGCGCACUAGCACAGGUGCGCAUGCGCCCUUCUCGCUCGUCGCAGGAACCAUUACGUCAAUUUUCCACCGGCGUUCGUCGCGGGAAUAGUUUGACCUUUCGACGAUGAUUGAGACCGACAAGAUGCUGCAGCUGAGGAGAUACAUGACGCUUCUUAGAGCCGGUGCAAAAUCGCGCGUUGUCCAUUCGCACCUGCACACGUCGUCGUCGCCGCGCGAGAUACCAAGUCUCGUGACGUGUGAAGGUUAUGUUUCUCGUUACGUGCAUCACGGCCUGUCUCGACUGCAGGUGCAUUUGCGAAAAUUGCCCUGUGAAAGUUACACCGCCACGUGUAUCAGGACGUUUAGCACGACGGUUCCGCAAACGUCGAUCGAAGACAUCGAUCAUAAAUUGAUGACGUUGUGCGAUGAUAUUAAAAGGGGUCAGGUGUCGGCGGACAACUUGAAGGAGGUUAUUAAACUGUGCGAGGAGACCGACUAUCAGCUGCAACACGACACAGGUAUGCUGUUGCUCAAGUGUUGCGGCAAUCUAUUGUCCAAUUUGGAGACGACCGAGAGGCAAUAUCUGACGGAUCAGGUAUGGCGUCUUGCGAAGAAAAGUAGCGAAGGACUGACGUUGGAGUAUUACAAUACUUUGUUGAAUGUUCACAUGGAAAAUUCCAAUUCUGUGGAGCCUAAGCAGUUCUUAGUAGACAUGAACGUGGAGCCAGACAAGAACACCUAUCAUUUGUUGCUGAGUGCAGUUGCAAAGAUGGGUAACAGCAAUCAUCUACAGGAUAUUAUAUCUGUGAUGAAAGAAAAGAACGUCAUUAUCGAUGAGGAUACAUUUAAUGGUUUGGUGGAGAUUUAUGUGACCAAUGAUAAUAUUGCUCAGGCAGAACACGUGAUAAAACUCAUGCAAGAUGCAAAAUUAUCUACGAACAAAGCGUACACAGAACUAGCAUAUGGAUAUGCGAAACUUGGUGAUAUUCCGAAUCUGGUUAAAAUAUUGAAUGACGAACCACAGAGCAACACAAAUCUUCUGAAAUUGAUAGAGGUUUUGAGCACCUCCAAUAACAGCAGACACAUUCCUGUUGUUCUAAAUUUUUUGAUGACUUCUGUACCAACUAUCAAGUUACAGAUCUCUAAGACGAUAACAAAUUUGAUACGCGCCGAUCGAGUCGCGGAUGCUCAUAUGAUCAUAAAUUGUUUUGUUAUGAAUGAUACGACGAAAGAUGUUGCAAAAAGCUUUGUAAAUAGCUUCUUGAACGAAUUAAUUAUGUUAAACCCAUCAGUCGACGAAAUUACAAGAUAUACUAUCGAUUUCGUGAAUUCCGGUUGUGAACCGCUGGCAUUGAUUAAUGUAGCGGAGUCCGGGUUAAAGCUUGGCAGAGAAAAUUUGUGCCUUGCGAUAUUCAAAGCAAUGAGAGAAAAGGGUAUAGAGGUACGACCACACUAUUAUUGGCCUUUAUUAGCAGUAGCACAUUACAAUCACGGUGAAGCAAAGAUAUUGUCACUUGUAAAGUAUAUGGUAGAUACAGGAGUGACACCAGACUUUGAUACAUUAUUGAAUUAUGUAUUUCCAUAUGUAAACACUGCAAAUCCGAGUAUUACUCUACAGAAAUUACUAAUUAACGGCGUACCUGGCUCUGUCGUGUAUACACCCUUAAUAUUCUUUCUGCUGUCUCACAAUCGGAUGCAAGACAUAAAAACAUUGUGCACACGCAGUAAGUCAUAUAGAAUAUAUUACAAAGAAAUUAUGAAACCUUUAGUGCGUGCUUACAUCGCCACAAAAGAUGUCGAGACUUGCGUAUUGUUAUUAACAAUGUCUCCGCUCGGUCAAAAUUUCAUUGGUUGGUUUUUGAAAAUGUUGUUGAACAAUAAACAGUUGACAUACACUGUGGAGGAUUUGCAUGUUUUCUUGGAAGCAUUUAAGAAAUGUGGAGCUAAAAUACCACAAUGUGAUGCAACUGUUCUCAAGAACACUUUGUUGAAUGAAAAUUUCAAAUUUACAGAAAAUGCAAACAUAAUAAAGCUAAUAGACAAUCUAGGGAACAUUAAUUUGAAAGAAUCAGCGCUCUCAUUGUUCACUCCCCCAAAAUGUAUGAAUCCUAAUGAGCUAGCGUGUCAUCUGGUUGAAUUGAAGAACAAAAAUAUGCCAAUCAGAAACACUUUGCGCCUGUUGCUGGAGAUACAUUGUAUCGAGAACAAUUUAAAGAAAGUCGAAGAGAUAAAACAAGAAUGGGACAGGUGUGGAUAUGAAUUGACACCCGGUAUGAAGAUGCAACUGUUCGAAUUAUACGUCAGAUGUGACAAACUGAGGGAUGCCGAAAUAAUGCUGUCCAAUCUAGAUACAUCUAAUUUCCUCAUAGAUAACGUUAAGAUUAUAAAGUUUGCUACUGCAUUGGUAAAGGCAAAUAAACUCAAAAAAGCUUUUGAAAUUAUCAAUAAAAUAGAUAAUGUUAAUUUGAAAACAGAUGCAAAGAAGCAAUGUCAUCUGCUUUUGCAAACAUUAGCAGGGAGUGAGUAUGAUUCUUACACGAAAGAUAUGUUGAAUCUGCUCAUCCAGAAGGGAUAUUGUGAAAUAACAACCGAACUAUUGAGACCGAUAGUGGCGAUAUCAUUAAAACACAAUGAUAUUCAGGGUGCUGUAGAUAUAUUUAUUACAUGUGCCACAAAAUUCAAAAAAACACCAUUGGCAUUGGAACUAUUGACGGAAUUGUUGAAGCAGAAAGACAGUUCGAAAUUGCUUGACACAGAAAUAAACAUAAAGAAGAUAUAUAAUACAUUGGUUAUGUUAACUAGUGUAGAUGCUGCAAAUACAAUGCUAGUAUUAGCGCUGGCGACAUUGGACAAGACGCAGGAAAUACAAACUAUAUUGCAGAAUCAAAGAAUUUCCUCCGUCACUCUUUUACAUUAUUUCAAAUAUGCACAAAGGAUCAGAAAUGUAGAUUGUUUAUUGAAGCUCUUGAAAGCAAUUCCAAGUUCGAACGAAAUGGACCAAUCUUUAUUAAGCGAAAUGCUUCUUUCCAUUUACAGUAAAAUAGGAGACUGCAAUAAUGCAAUAGAGCUUUGGAAGCUAAUGUGUGCAAAAAAUAUUAAGCCCAGUGAACAAUUCAAGAAUAAUUUUACUCAGUUUCUGCAAGCAAAUAAAGUUCCACUUCCCUUAGAGUUUGAACAAGAUAAGAGUGAAAUAAAUGUGAAUAAUUAGAGAAUUUAAAAUAGAAAUAAUAUACGUGAAAUAGUGAAAAAUCCAAAGAUAAAUAAAG
Messenger RNA from Camponotus floridanus (Florida carpenter ant), 3352 nucleotides. It is a transcript of the gene bsf, whose product is annotated as leucine-rich PPR motif-containing protein, mitochondrial. The transcript is spliced from 4 exons. The coding region runs from base 211 to 3294 and encodes 1027 amino acids. Gene Ontology annotation, molecular function: protein binding. The record is from RefSeq and is a predicted model, not a curated record. Lineage: Eukaryota; Metazoa; Arthropoda; Insecta; Hymenoptera; Formicidae.